AUGGAAGCUCUAAAACCUUCCUUUUUGUUUCAUCUCUUCGCCGUCAACCUUCUUGGCCUCUUGCUUCCCCUCUCCUUCCUCCUCCUCCUCCGCCUCUCCUCCGCCCUAUAUCUCCCCGCCCCGCCGCCAUUGUUCCUCUCUCUCAUUCUCUACCUCAAUUCUCCUCUUCUCUUCCUUCUCGUUACUUUCGUUAUCGUCUCCGCCCUCCUCCAUUCCCUCACCGGUAAAUCCAUUCUCCACACUAACUUUCCCGGCCAUGUCUCCCAACCACGUCUCUACGCUGCUUGGAUUCUCCUCUGUACUUUUCAGGUGUGUGUCGGUGUCGGAAUCGAGGGAAGUUUGUCGAUUGGCCUCAGCGACACGGUUGUCGGCCGUGUCGAGGGCGGCCUGUGGAGUAGGAUAUUGUUCUUUUUGGGACUUCACGAGUCUGUAGUGCACUGGACGAAGACGGUGGUGAAGCCAGUGGUGGACGACACUGUAUUUGGGGAAACCCGAAAAGAGAGAUGGUUUGAGACGACGGCAACUACGUUGAGCUUCGGCGGCCUCUGGUGGUGGCGGUUGAGGGAUGAAGCGGAGGCGUUGGUGGUCGUGGCGGAACGAAAGUGGUUGAUGGCAGCGGAGGAAUUGGGUCCGGUGGACAUUUUGGGUUGGUGCUUGUAUUAUGUCAACGUUGCCGUUGGAAUUGCAAAGGUCGUUAAUUCUGUUGCUCAGUUUUUGGAUAAGGUUCGCUUCUCAAGAAAACAAUCUAAAACCUAUGAAGUUGUUCUUGAGGAUAAUGUCUAA
Cucurbita pepo subsp. pepo (vegetable marrow) is the source of this 783-nucleotide messenger RNA. RefSeq lists its product as uncharacterized. NCBI's taxonomy places the organism in Eukaryota, Viridiplantae, Streptophyta, Magnoliopsida, Cucurbitales, Cucurbitaceae. The record is from RefSeq and is a predicted model, not a curated record.